Molecule: messenger RNA, 2028 nt
Organism: Hibiscus syriacus
Lineage: Eukaryota; Viridiplantae; Streptophyta; Magnoliopsida; Malvales; Malvaceae
Product: protein root UVB sensitive 1, chloroplastic-like
Exons: 7
Coding region: 100-1848 (582 amino acids)
Biological process (GO): developmental process; response to UV-B
Cellular component (GO): chloroplast envelope
Source: RefSeq, a predicted model, not a curated record
AUUUUCACAUGCAUAAUAAUCCCUCAAAGUAACAACGACGAUUCCAAAUUGACGCUGCUCUAUAUAUGUGUUAGUGUAACAGAGAAGGCGCUGUAACAGAUGGCCUGCGCUUUCAGUUGCAGGCCUUUACUCAUUUCUUCACCCUUUGCCUUCCCUUCUUCAUCAUCGUCUCCCUCAAUCCGUGCUCCUACAACCCCAUUUCUCUUUUCCCUCUUACCCGUCAAAUCGUCUUCUAGACCAAUUAUUAAUAUUGUUACUGCUAACUGUGGGUCCUUCCCUUUGCUCUCUGUUGGUGGCGGAUGUGACGGCGGAAACAACAACAACGAUGGUCUGUUUUGGUCCGAUUCUUGGUGGUGGGACGACGAUUCUUCAUCUUCAUCUUCUUAUCCUUUUCUUUUGUUCCUUUCUUCGCUCCUUGCUUGUUUCUGCCAUUCCCAAUUAUCUCCCGCCCUCGCGAGAACCAAUAGGGAUACAGAGGAAGAUGGCAUCGUUUGGGAAGUGAGUGGGGGAAAGUGGACUAAGCUCAUUCCUGAUUUCUCAGAUGAUGCAUUUGUCGUUUCGAAUGAGGUUGUAAAUUUAACAAAAUCGAUGUCGCUUUCAACUCUUUGGGGGCAAUGCAGAGACCUUGUGAUGCGGUUGUUGCUCCCCGAAGGUUUCCCCGACAGCGUUACCAGUGAUUAUCUUGAUUACGCUCUUUGGAGAGGCGUGCAGGGCGUUGCUAGCCAAAUGAGUGGCGUUCUUGCCACCCAAGCAUUGCUCUAUGCUGUCGGGUUGGGGAAAGGGGCUAUUCCCACGGCUGCUGCUAUCAAUUGGGUGUUAAAGGAUGGAAUUGGGUAUUUGAGUAAAAUCAUGUUGUCCAAAUAUGGAAGACAUUUCGAUGUCAAUCCGAAAGGCUGGAGGUUGUUUGCCGAUCUCCUUGAAAAUGCUGCCUUUGGAUUGGAAAUCUUGACCCCUGUUUUUCCCCAUCUCUUUGUUCUUAUUGGUGCUGUUGCUGGGGCUGGAAGAUCAGCAGCUGCUCUCAUCCAGGCUGCUACUAGAAGUUGUUUCAAUGCCGGUUUCGCUGCUCAAAGGAACUUUGCUGAGGUAAUUGCAAAGGGUGAAGCUCAGGGAAUGGUGAGCAAGUCGAUUGGAAUUGCUCUUGGUAUAGCAUUGGCUAACUGUUUUGGCUCAUCUACAUCUUUUGCCCUUGCUUCAUUCGGUGUGGUUACUUGGAUCCAUAUGUACUGCAAUCUGAAAUCAUAUCAAUCUAUUCAACUGAGGACUUUAAAUCCCUAUCGUGCGAGUUUGGUUUUCAGUGAAUAUCUGCUGAGUGGUCAAGCACCUUCGAUCAAAGAGGUCAAUGCCGAGGAGCCGCUUUUUCCAGAUGUGCCAUUCCUGAAUUUUAUUUCCGCAAACAGAGAACGGUCAGAUGCACUAUCUUCUGAAGCGAAGCAGGCAGCUUCUGAAAUCAGGGUUCGGUUGCAAUUGGGAUCAAAACUCAGUGAUAUUGUCAACAACAAGGAGGAUACACUGGCUCUAUUCAGUCUGUAUAAAGAUGAAGGCUACAUUCUGACUGAACAAGAAGGAAAAUUCUGUGUAGUGCUUAAAGAAAGUUGUUCACCACAAGAUAUGCUGAAGUCACUUUUCCAGGUAAAUUACUUGUACUGGUUGGAGAGGAAUGCAGGAAUCAAAUCAAGGGGUGCCUCCAAUGACUGCAGACAAGGGGGUAGGCUACAAAUCUCUCUCGAGUACGUGCAAAGGGAAUUCAACCAUGUUAAAAUCGACAGUGAAUCAGUGGGAUGGGCAACUGAUGGACUUAUUGCAAGGCCUUUACCACACAGAAUUCGACCUGUUCACGUGGCCGUAUGAAUCGACUGCUUCUUGCUGUUGAUGUGAGAAAGGAUAACGGGAAUGCUUUGAUCUUUUUUUGGCUUAAGAAAAGUAGGAAUAAUUGCAUUUCUAAGUUCUAACAAAUUUUGUAAGAAGUUGCUUUUACAAGGCAGUGGGACAAAGACAACAAGGUAUUACUCUUUAGUGAAAUCUUUUCUU